AUGGCAGAACAACCACACGACAAUGAGAUAACACCAAACACUACAGAGCCCUCGGGCUCUCUUACUGCACCCGCUGCGCCCAUAAAUACCGAGCGAUCCACCUCCGACCACUGCGCGAUAUGCCUCGACGAGAUCUCCGAGCGAGCGCAAGCCCUACCUUGUCGGCAUUACCAAUUCGACUUCCCCUGCCUGGGGACAUGGCUACAACAGUCACGCCUCUGUCCGCUGUGUAAAGCCCAGGUCCGGGCAAUCAGAUACAAUAUUGGUGCCAGGGGAGGGAGUUGCAUCUUCUCUCUUCCUGAACCAGAACCCGCCUCGACCGGACGACACGGAGCCCGCGCCGGAUCAGCCACUACUCGGUACCGCAGAUCACGACAAGACAGGCCAUACUCAAGAGAAGGUCGCUACACGUCGUCUGGAAGAACGAAUACUGCUGGGUCGGAAGACACAUCACUCGAUUUCCGCAGACACGUCUAUCGGCACAAACUGUACUCUUUGCGCGUUGGAACGAACCGUAUCUCGCGUUAUCGAGAGUUGACACCAGAGUCAUUCGUUAAGGACGAGCGCCUGACCUCUCGAGCCAGGAUGUGGGUCCGUCGUGAAUUGCAAGUCUUCGAUUUCCUGAAUGGGGAGUCUGCGCCGUCUUCGAGUCGAGCGACUUCAGAUCGACGAGCAAGCAAUGCCGACUUUCUGCUCGAAUACAUCAUCGCGAUCCUGAAAUCGAUCGACCUCAAAGGGAGCACGGGACAAGCCGAGGAGUUGUUGAAGGAUUUCCUGGGCAGAGACAACGCUGGAUUAUUCCUGCAUGAGCUUGAAGCAUGGCUGCGUAGCCCAUACGAACGUCUCAAGGAUUGGGACAGGGCUGUGCAAUACGCCAUACCGGCAAAGGUAGAGCGGGAAAUCAGCAGAUCUGGGGCUGUUUGUGAGAACAACGAAAUCUGCUCUCCUCGAAGUGAACGCUCGACAACAGUUCCUCGGUGGUUUUCGGAGGGAUUUGUGCUUAGAGAUGGCAAUGGAUGA
Messenger RNA from Exophiala viscosa, 1020 nucleotides. RefSeq lists its product as uncharacterized. NCBI's taxonomy places the organism in Eukaryota, Fungi, Ascomycota, Eurotiomycetes, Chaetothyriales, Herpotrichiellaceae. Gene Ontology annotation, molecular function: ubiquitin protein ligase activity. The record is from RefSeq and is a predicted model, not a curated record. Gene Ontology annotation, biological process: protein monoubiquitination; protein polyubiquitination. The coding region runs from base 1 to 1020 and encodes 339 amino acids. The transcript has a single exon.